UAAAAACCUAGCUCCUGAGUUUUCCUCAAGUUCCAUUUUUUGAGAUUUUCCACACAUCUCUGUGCGUUAGUUCCCAGUUGUGUCUAUUUAACCCGCGUUACCACUGUUUUACUGUGCGCGUCUUCUCGACUGCAGCAGCCCACCGGUUUCGACACUCUUGUUGCAUCUUUUUGCUGGCGCAGAAUGCCUCUACCUUCCUCUACAAUCGAGCGCCGCACCGGUCACACCAGCGAACUACUUUUUAAGUGAUGACAAUUUCAGCAAUUGUGUCCUCGCGCUGCGUCAUUUGCAGGUCUUGAAUUCCACCUGCAAUAUUCCACCUGCAAUACGUUGUGCUGAAUCGCCUGCCUAUUUAACUUGCACUAAUGCUGCUUCACUGCCCCUAAUCAUUGCAGAUUUUGUCUCAAUAUUUGAAAUAAGUUGAUAAAUAAUUUAGAAGUCGUACCGGCGUGUUUUCAUUUCUAAAAAGAAAAAAUUGGAUCCAGAAAAAUCUAUCAAACUUGCCAACAGAGCCAAGCUGCAUCGAUUUCAUGAAUUGUUCUGUAUUUAGGACAAAAUAGUUGGAUGUAGGGUCGAUUUUGUAGCCUAUUCUUAUAUAACGUCGAGAACCUGGAGAUGUUGCUAUUUUGACAAGUAUAACAAUCAAUCAAGAAGAGGAGAAAACCUCUUGGUUGAAUAUUUGUGAUUUCCGAAUCAUCUUUGGAUUUUCCUGCUGGAUAAAUUGAGGCAAAGUCUCAUCUCAGCAAUCACCUGAACUUGCCUCGAACACCAAUGAUAGUUUGAGUUGAGGCCUCGAAGAACUUAGCUGUGCUGGUAAACAAUGGAGGCAUCCACCAAUGGGUCCAGCUUUGGGAUCGACUCUUUACUUUCCCACAGACCUGGAAGUCCGGUCAUGUCGAAAGGGGACAGUUUGGUGGGAGAGUGCCGGUCACCGCUGGAGUUCAGCCCGAGGUCUGACCUAGAGAGCGGCUGCUCGUCUCCCCCGUCGCCGAGGAGGGAGUGUGUGGAUGAGGCAUUGCAGAGGCAAGGUCAUGCUAUCGGGUUGCCGCCCCAUCUCCAACACGGACAGAUCUCCGCCGGGUCACAGCCGCGGACCGUCACCUCAUCCUUUCUGAUCAGAGAUAUUCUAGCUGACUGCAAACCGCUAGCCGCCUGCGCCCCAUACUCCAGUAAUGGCCAGCCAACUCAAGAAACGGGGCGACUUGCCUCCAAGCUCGCAGACGACUUCAUGGACAAAAUCCAUAGCAACUCAUCGUCAGACAGCGAAUACAAAGUGAAAGAGGAAGGAGACCGAGAGAUCUCGAGUAGUAGGGACAGUCCGCAUCACGUUCGGAUGAAGAAACCCAGGAAGGCGCGAACAGCCUUCACUGACCACCAGCUGGCCCAGCUCGAACGAAGCUUCGAACGGCAGAAGUACCUGAGCGUGCAAGACCGAAUGGAGCUGGCCGCUUCCCUCAACCUCACAGACACACAGGUCAAAACCUGGUACCAGAACAGGAGAACAAAGUGGAAGAGGCAGACGGCGGUUGGACUGGAACUGUUAGCGGAGGCUGGAAAUUACUCAGCCCUUCAGAGAAUGUUUCCUUCACCCUAUUUCUACCCUCAAAGCCUGAUGUCCAACCUGGACCCCGGAGCGGCGCUCUACCUGUACAGAGGCCCCUCAGCGCCCCCUCCGGCUCUGCAACGACCUCUCGUUCCGCGGAUUCUUCUGCAUGGUCUGCAGGGUGGUAGUGAACCACCCCCUCUCCCCCCUCUCUCCGGUGUGCUUCCCCGGCCAACACAGCAGCGGUGAGCCGGUCGCUCCGGAUAUAUGCCAUACCUGGCAGACUAGGACUCUAUGUGAUAGA
Coregonus clupeaformis (lake whitefish) is the source of this 1847-nucleotide messenger RNA. Its product is annotated as barH-like 1 homeobox protein. NCBI's taxonomy places the organism in Eukaryota, Metazoa, Chordata, Actinopteri, Salmoniformes, Salmonidae. The transcript is spliced from 3 exons. The record is from RefSeq and is a predicted model, not a curated record. Bases 821 to 1792 code for a protein of 323 amino acids. Gene Ontology annotation, biological process: regulation of transcription by RNA polymerase II. Gene Ontology annotation, molecular function: DNA-binding transcription factor activity, RNA polymerase II-specific; RNA polymerase II transcription regulatory region sequence-specific DNA binding. Gene Ontology annotation, cellular component: nucleus.